Molecule: messenger RNA, 2590 nt
Organism: Gavia stellata (red-throated loon)
Lineage: Eukaryota; Metazoa; Chordata; Aves; Gaviiformes; Gaviidae
Gene: MAPK1IP1L
Product: mitogen-activated protein kinase 1 interacting protein 1 like
Exons: 4
Coding region: 1-771 (256 amino acids)
Source: RefSeq, a predicted model, not a curated record
AUGAAUGUGGAUCGCAUCAGAAUGUCUGGAACUGAUGAUUUUUCGUUGGCAGAUGCUUUACCAGAUCAGUCGCCUGCUAAAACCUCCAAAGUGAGCAGUACAAAACCUGGUCAACAGCCUGGUCAGCCACCGCAGGGUUGGCCAGCUUCGAAUCCUUGGAACAACCCAAGCGCUCCCCCUACGGCGCCAGCCGGACUGCCACCAAAUACGUCUGCUUCCAGCGUGCCAUUUGGACCUCCGCCAACAGGAAUGUAUCCUUCAAUGCCCCCUGGACCGCCUGCUCCAUUUCCUCCUCCUCCUACUGGACCCUCUUGCCCUCCUCCUGGUGGUCCAUAUCCACCCCCAACUGUGCCAGGUCCUGUCCCACCAGGGCAAUAUCCUCCACCAAAUAUGCCCUUUCCAGAGCUUCCAAGACCUUAUGGUGGUCCAACAGAGCCAGCUGCACCUCCUGCUCCUGUUGGGCCAUGGGGAUCCAUGCCCUCUGGAGCAUGGGGACCAACAAUGGGAGGGCAGUAUCCUGCACCUAGCAUGCCAUAUCCACCCCCAGGGCCAUAUUCCGCUCCUACCCAGACUCCAGGGGCUGCGCCAACAGUACCAUGGGGUACGGUCCCACCUGGAACAUGGGGACCUUCACCGCCAGGUCCAUUUCCUCCACCCACAGGAUCAUAUCCAGCUCCAGGACUAUACCCUACGCCCCCUAAUCCUUUUCAAGUGCCAUCUGGUCCUGCUGGUGCUCCAUCAAUGCCUGGUGGUCCCCAUCCUUACCGUUGAAUACAUUCUGGGGAACAAAAUACUGUAGCUUUCCACCUUCAUCCACUACUUACAGAGAUUUUUACAGUUUUUGUUUCAGUAAUGUUUGGGGCUGUGAAGAAUACUUGCCUCUUGUAUGUGCAUUUGAGGUAUGAAGGAGCAGUUUGCAUAAAUUUACCUUGCUCAUAUGCUGGCGUAAUUGUUUGGUUUAAUAAAAUGAAUUACGAAGAACAGAAAUAAAACUAACAUCUGUGGUUCUUAUGUUGGCAAGUAUUCCUUGGAAAAAUGGGAGUUGCCAAGUAAGGAUUAUAACGAAUCAGGCCCAAGGACUUAAAAAAUGUUAGUUCUUAACUUUCCAUGAAUGCUUUAAGUCUUGUUGCCAGACUUGUGCAGGUCACUGAAUGGAUGAAUAGUCAUAUUUUGUCUACUUUCAGGUUAUUCUAAAAUGUCAAUAAAAAGUGUUUUGAGAUUUUUGUCAAGAAAUCUAAUUUUUGAACAUGCUACAGUAAUUCAAACUAAAGAGGCAGAGCAUGUGAACUUGAAGGUUUUCUCAGCAUUUUGUAUAUACUCAAAACAAUUGCUCAGUCUGGGACUACGGAAGAGAAGAUAACGCAUUUGAAAUACUCAGUCUGCCUUGUCAGCACACUGUUUGUGUUCACAAACAGGCAUUUAUGUGCAAAUUAAAUAACCUGGAUGUGCAGUUAACUUUGAAUCAACAAAUGUGAGUUUAAUGCAUGCAAAUGAGGACAUCAUUUUGCCAGUUCUCAUUCUGUGGUGAUUGGAAGUUUGGCUUGGUCUAUGUAAAGAGAAACUGAUUCCCACUUAGGUAAGGUACUUCCCUAUUUCUAACCUGGGUUCUAGUCAUUUAAAAUUUGACUUUGCUGCCGAGUUGUGUUAACUCGGCAGACUUUCUCAGAGUCCCUAGAAACUGAACUUGAGCUUAAAAGAUCAAAAAAGCCCCCCAACCUGACAAUUCCCUUCCCAGCAGUUUUUGGCAUGGCAUUUAGUUCUAUCAGCUACAAAGAUCCUUAUUGCCACAGUUGAGAACGAGGAGGUCUCAUCGGGGCUCUGCUGGAUAUUGUAAAGGGGAGAAGUCCUCUGUUCUCAGCUAGGUGUCUGCAUACCUCACUGAGUAAGUGUAAUUUGGGAGUAAUUGAAUGUCUAGAAGCCUGUGCACUGCUGUGUAGCUGUCCCCUCCUCUGAAGGGGCACUGCGGUGAAGUUUUCAUAUUCUUGCCAUAUCUGUGCAAAAAGCAUGCAAGGGGUUUGCUGCAAUGCUGGUUUAGCGUUACCAAGACACACAGCCACGUGUCGGUGAGGAGUUCUGGCACUCUUUGUGGUACUUCAUAGCCUGGACUUCGACCGUGGACAGUUUGUUUUAUCCCCAGCUGGGGAUAUCCCAACUUAGCCUCUGUAGGUAGAAUUAGGAACAAAUUUUGCUUAAUGUGGUAGCUCAUUAGGGAGUCUUUGUAUCAUGGAACUGUGAAAGUGAGUUAAUUCUCUUCCAGUACCUUUUCAUGGUUUCCUGCAUGCAUGUGAUGGACUUCUUAAAAACAAAGGGGGUGACCUGGUAGUGAUGCUUGUUACAGUCUUAGCCUUUAUGGCAAACUCCUGCAAUAUUUUUGCAGAAGAAAGCAGUCAGCUUAGCUGUGGCUGUUUUUAAUCUAUGUCAUGAAAGCUAAUAGCAAAGGUACGUGCUAUUUUUUGGUUUAGGAAUACAAUACUGGAGCUGAACAAAAAUACUCACCAUUUCAGCUUAAAACCUAGUACCUGUAACCCUAGAAAUAGGAACCAAAAGUGCAGGUCUUCAUUAACCUUAAACAAGCCCCAGUUGCCCCCCU